AUGUUUGGAAGGGACCCGGGUGGAUCUUCUCGACUACAGGUUGCUAUACAACCGAGAGCAAAGUUGACUCAUCUGGCUACAUGGUACUGCUGGAGUUGGAAAGUCUGCCGUUGUGUUCACAUUAGCGGAAAGGAUGAGAAGUCUCAAAGUGACAGAGGAGACGAAUGCCGAAAAGCAGCUCGCAGGAACAUUCUUUUUCUCGCAAAAACACACCGAACGCUGCACGACUGCAUAUUUUUUGCGACACUUGUCUAUCAGCUUGCUAGCGAUUUUCCCAGCUACCGUAGCGGGAAUAUUGGAAAUUAUGUAAGAGGUCUAUAUGACGAGUCCAUGAUGAAUCUAGUACUAAGUGUUGACCUACCAUAUGAGGACUUCUUCUCGCCCCUAACCCACUCCGAAACAUCUGCGAACUUUGCUAAACACUGCGUUUACAACUUCAUUAUGACUUUGCCAUUCACAGAAGAUGAACUGAACAAAGCCGGUCUUCUAGGCGAAGGCGAGUCCCUUAGUCUCUUUGCACAACUCUCCCUCUUCACUCUCCAAUGUAUCAACCUCCAGGGCCAGCAAUGCAAGGGCCCCAGCUCGCCUCGCGUGCCCAGCUCCCCGGCCCUAAGUGAUGCGACUAUGGUGUCCAAUGUCUCUGCCCUCACGUUCACCAGAGAUGCUGCUGUCUCCGUGCACGGCCCCAAUAAGUAUGAGAGAACAUCAUAUUAUAAUGGCACCACUGGGGGCAGCGACCACCCAGACCUCGUCUACCGUUUGGAUUUCCUCACUAUGCCCUUCCCCCAGGCUAUAAUGUCAUUCUAA
Molecule: messenger RNA, 807 nt
Organism: Suillus discolor
Lineage: Eukaryota; Fungi; Basidiomycota; Agaricomycetes; Boletales; Suillaceae
Exons: 3
Coding region: 1-807 (268 amino acids)
Source: RefSeq, a predicted model, not a curated record